CGAUACUCGCUAUGCAAUUCAGUUUACACGCAAUAUUUGAUGCAGCUACACGUUACGACUCACUCAACUCGCCGAUCAAAGUAACGUUAGAAUUUCAAGUUUUCUGACUCUACACAUAACAUUAAGUGGUGUUUAACUAUAGAGACGCCCAUUUUUUAUCCUGUUGGACUGUGUGUGACUUCAUUCUGAAAUAAUGGAAGAUUUUAUCAAGAUAGAAAAGUUGGGUGAAGGUACAUAUGGUGUUGUAUACAAGGGCAGACACAAAAAGACUGGAAAGAUUGUCGCGCUGAAGAAGAUUCGACUUGAGAGUGAAGAGGAAGGGGUUCCCAGUACUGCCAUCAGGGAAAUAUCAUUACUUAGAGAGCUCGACACUCAUCCAAAUAUUGUUCUAUUGGAAGAUGUUCUAAUGGAACCCCAGAGGCUCUAUCUAGUCUUUGAAUACCUAACAAUGGAUCUCAAGAAAUAUAUGGAAUCACUUAAAGGAAAACAGAUGGAUCCAGCACUUGUCAAGAGCUACCUUCAUCAGAUGGUUGAUGGCAUCAAAUUCUGCCACUGUCGUCGUAUCCUGCACAGAGAUCUCAAACCUCAGAACCUCCUCAUAGACAACAACGGUACAAUAAAACUGGCAGAUUUUGGGCUUGCAAGAGCAUUUGGUAUUCCAGUCAGAGUUUAUACACAUGAGGUGGUCACACUAUGGUAUCGCGCUCCCGAGGUUCUCCUAGGGGCCACAAAGUACGCCUGUCCCGUUGACAUGUGGAGUUUGGGUUGCAUCUUCGCCGAAAUGGUCACUAAGAGACCCCUCUUCCACGGCGACUCUGAAAUCGAUCAACUCUUCAGGAUAUUCAGAACACUUGGUACACCGACCGAGGAAACAUGGCCUGGAGUAACCCAACUCCAGGACUACAAACCUUCCUUCCCCAUGUGGACCGAACCAAACCUCAAAGGCGCAGUCAAAGGCAUGGGUGCUGAGGGAUUAGACCUUCUGAAGAGAAUGCUAAUAUACGACCCUUCCAAGCGCAUCACAGCCAAAGCCAGUAUGGAUCAUCCAUACUUCAAGGACCUCCCAGCCCGCAUUAUUCCUAUCAGGAGUUAGGCUUCCAAAUUCCUUUCUAUAUCUUCUCAAAGAAAAAGGACUUUGUUACAUGGCAACAUGUGGACCAAUGCUCGUGGAUGCGAUGUCUUUAUUCCAAACAUGUUUGGUCUGUGUUCUGUCUGGUAAUAUUCCUCAGUGUGAUGGUUGCGUUGGAUCGCAAAUUAAUGGAAGUCCAGCCUGACCGGUUGGUUCGAGACAUUUACGUACUGCUAUCACCGUGUCUGGUUUUGGGCAUUGUUGAAUCAAAUUUCAGUCACAAUAUUUUUUUUUGCUUUUCAUUUACUUUGAAGUAAUAUUAUUGAUCAUUUUUUGUUUCCCUUCUGUUGAUAAUUUAUAUUAAUUUGUUAUUUUGGUAUUUAACUUUUAUGUUAUUGAUUCUUUUCUUAGAUUUUGAUAAUUUUUUUUUUGGGGGGGGGUUCGGUGUUGCAAAAUUAAUUUUUCAGAUGGAAACAGAAUAAACCUUGAAUUGUGUAAUGAACAGUGAUGCUGCAAGCUUCUUUGUCAAUUUGUGUUCAUGUUAGUUUGGCCAUGUGCAGAGCUGCCAAGUAGUACGGAUUUUCCAUAUUUAGUACUGAAAAAUGAGAAGAAUACGGAUGCUUUCAUGCUAAAUAAUGAUUUCUCAAGUUUCAGUUUUAUGUGUUGUUGUCAUAUGGUAUUUCUUUGAAAAUACUGAUUUCCUCACCAAAAUACUGAUUUUCAGCUUAAAAAUACUGAAAUGUUCUUGUUCAGGUUGGCAGCUCUGCAUGUGGUAUGCAUGCCUCCCCAUAUUUGAAUUUUGAACAAAAAAUGAUGUCAAUGUUGUAAGCAGUUCUAAGAUGCAAACCUGUGGUACAGUUUACAAUAUAAUGUCAGGUUUCAAGAUUUGUAAAUACUGCCAAUGGCGCAUAUUCGUGCAAGUGUUAUAUGAAAGAGACUGGCAUCUGCGUUCACCCGAGGGCUAGUCACGAGUGUUUUUUAGGAAAUGCACUUCAUUUGUGCAUCUGUCAUGCACAUUUCAACUUCAAAAUUGAAAAGUGCUUGAAAGUCAUCUUGCCACUUCAGCAUGUGAAUGAGUACUGUGUUCUCAAAUCGCUUCCUUUUCUCAAAACUUGAAUGAUAACUUGACUAUGGAAAGCCAAUGGGUACUUUUCUAUUUGUGAUGGAAAAUUUUAUCAAAGUAUCAAUUUCAUCUCCUUUUCUAUCAUUGUUAAAGAUUCUCAAUAACUGUGGCAAAUGUACUUUGCUUU
This is a messenger RNA of Lytechinus variegatus (green sea urchin), 2319 nucleotides long. RefSeq names its product cyclin-dependent kinase 1-like (gene cdk1). Gene Ontology annotation, molecular function: cyclin-dependent protein serine/threonine kinase activity; RNA polymerase II CTD heptapeptide repeat kinase activity; ATP binding. Bases 194 to 1093 code for a protein of 299 amino acids. The transcript has 8 exons. Gene Ontology annotation, cellular component: nucleus. The record is from RefSeq and is a predicted model, not a curated record. Gene Ontology annotation, biological process: mitotic G2 DNA damage checkpoint signaling; G2/M transition of mitotic cell cycle; protein phosphorylation. Lineage: Eukaryota; Metazoa; Echinodermata; Echinoidea; Temnopleuroida; Toxopneustidae.